Nyctereutes procyonoides (raccoon dog) is the source of this 201-nucleotide messenger RNA. Its product is annotated as translation machinery-associated protein 7B-like. NCBI's taxonomy places the organism in Eukaryota, Metazoa, Chordata, Mammalia, Carnivora, Canidae. The coding region runs from base 1 to 201 and encodes 66 amino acids. The transcript is spliced from 2 exons. The record is from RefSeq and is a predicted model, not a curated record.
AUGUCCAGCUACAUAGGUAGCAAGAAGCAGCCCCUGAAGCAGCCCAAGGAGAUAGACAAGAUAAGGAAUUCAAGCAGAAAGGGGAGAAGAGUAGAAGCAGAGGAGAAAGAAAAGCAGGAGAAACUGGAGGAACUAAAAGCAAAGGUCAUGGGGAAGAGCCCUCUGGUCACAGGUGGAAUUAAGAAAUCUGGCAAGAAGUAA